Trachemys scripta elegans is the source of this 1827-nucleotide messenger RNA. RefSeq names its product sirtuin 2 (gene SIRT2). Lineage: Eukaryota; Metazoa; Chordata; Testudines; Emydidae. Gene Ontology annotation, molecular function: NAD+ binding. The record is from RefSeq and is a predicted model, not a curated record.
GCGCGCGGCACGCUGGGAGUUGUAGUUCUGCCCCGGGGGACGGGCCUGGCCGAGCCGAGCGGGGCAGGCACCGGGGCAGCCCCGCGCCGGGAUCUAUGGCCGAGCGGGACGCGGCGGGUGCCGGAGAAAUUGAGGCAGAGAGGGGCUCAGACUCGCCUGACUCCGAUUCUGACUCCGAAAACGGUGGCGCCUCUGGAGAGUCUGAAAUGGAUUUCCUGCGACACCUCCUGUCCCGGACACUGGGCCUGGGCAGCGAGAAGCCGGAGAAGGUGCUGGAUGAGCUGACGUUGGACGGAGUGAGCCGCUUCAUGCAGAGCGAGAAAUGCAGGAACGUCGUCUGCAUAGUGGGCGCUGGGAUCUCCACCUCCGCGGGGAUCCCGGACUUCCGGUCGCCCGGCACGGGGCUCUACGCCAAUCUGCAGAGCUACAACCUGCCGUACCCUGAAGCCAUCUUCGAAAUCAACUACUUCAAGCAACACCCGGAGCCGUUCUUUGCCCUUGCCAGGGAGCUGUAUCCAGGACAGUUUAAGCCCACCGUGUGCCACUACUUCAUCCGGCUGCUGAAGGAGAAGGGUUUGCUGCUGCGCUGUUACACGCAGAAUAUUGACACGUUGGAGCGGGUGGCCGGACUGGACCAGGAAGAUCUGGUGGAAGCCCACGGCACCUUCUUCACCUCUCACUGUCUCGGCUCCUCCUGCAAGAAACAAUACACCCUGGACUGGAUGAAAGAAAAGAUUUUCUCGACUGUCACCCCCAAGUGCGACAAAUGUCAGAGUCUGGUGAAGCCGGGAUUUCCAGAAGGUGGACCUGCUCCUCAUCAUGGGCACGUCACUGCAGGUGCAGCCCUUCGCCUCCCUCGUCAGCAGGGUGCCCACAAACACCCCGAGGCUGCUGAUUAACAAGGAGAAGACGGGGCAGAGUGAUCCCUUCAUGUCCCUGAUGGGCCUCAGCACCGGCAUGGACUUCGACUCGGAAAAGGCCUACAGGGAUGUGGCAUGGCUCGGGGAGUGCGACGAAGGCUGCACAGCGCUGGCCGAGCUGCUGGGAUGGAAGAACGAGCUGGAGGAGCUGGUGAAGAAGGAGCACUCUGCCAUCGAUGCCAAGUCGGGGCAGGCAGGCGAGGCCAGGAGAAGCCCUUCCCCGUCUGGGGCCACAGCAAGCCCCUCCCCUCCCCCAGCGAAGCCGGGGUCAUCGCCCCAGAAGGAAAGCGACGCCGGAAGCAAAGCGGAAUGAUGGAGCCCGGCCGUGGCUGGCGAGGGCCAUUAAUUGGAGCGGAUUAGAACUCGCCACUACCUGGACUGUCUCCCCCUACGAGGGGUGAGAGCCGUCUCUGAUCUAAAGAGGGCUGGGAGCUGGGGUCACCCCAAGUUUGCAGCUCAGAGGGGAGGGGGGUCUGGGAUCAGAGAGGCUGGGGAAGGGAUGAGAUUCAGGGGCGUUUGACUCUGGAAUCGCCUAUCCCCCGGGUGAGCAGGGGCUGCUUUGAAUCAUUUCGCGCUAACCACGUGUUUCGUUAUUUCCCCACCGAGUGAGAAUAACUGAAAUCCAGGGCUCACGGAGAGCACCGCAAGAGAGACUAGCAUUUCCUUUCUAAUUCGUUCCCCCAGCUGGGAUCCCGUUUCCCUCCGAGACCCAUCUCGCUAACGUGCCAGGCCCCACACUUCCCGACAAGCGGCGCCAAAGCUAGUAGGUGCAUUCGGGCUGAAAAUCGAAUACCGGCACGUUACGCGAUUUCCCCCCCCCCCGCCCGUGCUCGGUGUUUAAUUUGGGUUAGUUAUUGCAAUGUAUUAAGUAUCACUUGACUAUUAAAUUUUAGCAUCUUGGAGGCAA